This is a messenger RNA of Westerdykella ornata, 1612 nucleotides long. RefSeq lists its product as uncharacterized. The record is from RefSeq and is a predicted model, not a curated record. Gene Ontology annotation, cellular component: cytosol. Lineage: Eukaryota; Fungi; Ascomycota; Dothideomycetes; Pleosporales; Sporormiaceae. Gene Ontology annotation, biological process: glycine biosynthetic process; L-threonine catabolic process. The coding region runs from base 280 to 1464 and encodes 394 amino acids. Gene Ontology annotation, molecular function: L-allo-threonine aldolase activity. The transcript has 2 exons.
CGGAGUUCGUAUGAACUGCAGUUCGUACAAAGAACGACGUUCCUGAUGAAUUUCCCAUCCUAGUUAGCACCGAAGCUAAUCCGAACAAACCACCCAGACCCCCACUUGUACUGUCUUUCAUCCCAUAUCCACCGCACACCGUGCCUCAUGCCUCCCACUUGUAUCCCUUCACUCGCUCGUUUAUCCACUUUACGUUCUUUUGCUUGUCGCCCAGGUAUAUCACGUCUGGCUGCACUCCCAGUCCCAUUGACGCAUAUUCACACCUCUGCACGCCUCAACAUGUCCGAGUUUUCGGCAUACACUGCGAAUGGCACGAAACCGACCGCUCCGGCGACCAUCAAUGGCAAUGCUUGGGGUUCAGAAACCAACCCUGCCGCAUUUGACUUCCGUUCCGAUGUCACCACAACACCAACAGCGUCCAUGCUUGCUGCGAUACAGCAAUGUACACUCCUUGACGAUGUAUUCAUGGAAGACCCGACUACGCAAUCCCUCGAACGCUUCAUCGCCGAUCUUACAGGAAAGGAAGACGCGCUGCUAGUGCUGUCGGGAACAAUGGGAAAUCAGGUUGCGCUGCGGGCACACCUCACAGCUCCUCCGCAGGCUAUAGUGUGCGAUAGGAGAUGUCAUAUAAUGAACUACGAGGCAGGCGGCGUUGCGACACUGAGUCAAGCGCUCGUGCAACCCAUCGACGCGAAGAAUGGAAGGUAUAUGACUCUGGAGGAAAUCAAGGAGCAUGCCGUCAUUUCCGAUGACGUGCACGCAUGUCCGACAAAGGUCAUUGAGCUGGAAAACACAUUAAACGGGACCAUUAUGCCUCUUUCAGAAGUCCGAAGAAUAGCUGCAUGGGCACGCUCCCACGGGAUCAUAUUGCACAUGGAUGGCGCACGGUUAUGGGAAGCCGUCGCUGCGGGUGCAGGCACGUUGAAGGAAUUCUGCGCCGAGAUGGACAGCGUUAGCUUGUGCUUCAGUAAGGGUCUCGGUGCGCCCAUUGGGAGCAUUGUUGUCGGCUCAAGCGCGUUCAUCAAGCGUUGCCGCUGGAUAAGAAAGUCGAUUGGUGGUGGGCUUCGGCAGGCUGGUGUCGUGGCAGCUCCGGCUCGUGUCGCUGUCGAGGAAACUUUCCUGGGCGGCAAGUUGGCACAGUCGCAUGCUAAUGCGAAGGCGAUUGCGAAGAUGUGGACGGAUUUGGGAGGCAAGAUGGCGUAUCCUGUUGAUACGAAUAUGGUGUGGCUUGAUAUCGAGGCACACGGUAUCGACCUCGACCAGUUUAUUGAGAUUGGUGAGAAAUAUGGCGUGAGAACAAGAGGCGGAAGGUUGGUAGUGCACUAUCAGAUUGGGGAGGAGGCGAUGAGGAGACUUGACAAGCUAUUUAGGGAGGUUCUGACUGGUGAAAGAAGCGCUGGACGAAAGGGAGAGGUGGAUUUUGACCCGGAGGAGUUGAAGCUGAAGGGAAAGGGCGUCGAAUAAGCUUCAACGACGGCAUCAACUGAUAAUGCAACACGGCAAAAAUUUAAAAGAACUGCAAUGAGUAUACUUCAGGCCAUACCAGUGUAUCUACAUCGGGUACGGUGAAAGGCAGCAACUUGAACCAAAACAGAUUUCAACAGACAAACAA